CUUCUCCGUCGUCCAACCACCAAAAAUCUUUUUUUACCCCAAACCCAAAAAAUAAACUCUUCCAUUUUCAGACAAAAACCGAAAAAGCUAAACUCUCUAUUGUCUUACCUUGGAAUGCACGUUGAAUCCCUCCUAUAUCUUGUGAUUUAGCUUCGAGGGUUUUGUUCUGAUCGGUAAGAAAAAAAUGGAGCAGAAGAGCGUGUUGCUGUCAGCUUUAGGUGUUGGUGUUGGUUUAGGGAUUGGGUUGGCAUCGGGUCAGAGUUUGGGUAGAUGGGCAAACGGGUCGGGUUCUGUAGAAGAUGAUCUCACAGGAGAACAUAUUGAGCAAGAGUUGGUGAGACAAAUUAUUGAUGGAAGAGAGAGUACUGUUACCUUCGAUGAGUUUCCCUAUUUCUUAAGCGAGAGGACAAGAGAGUUAUUGACAAGUUCAGCUUAUGUUCAUCUAAAAGAGUUUGAUAUCUCCAAGCACACUCGGAAUCUUGCUCCAGCAAGUAAAGCAAUUUUACUUUCUGGUCCUGCGGAGUUCUAUCAGCAAAUGCUUGCAAAAGCUUUGUCUCAUUACUGUGAAUCAAAGCUAUUGUUGUUAGAUAUAACUGCUUUUUCUGUUAAGAUACAAAGUAAAUAUGGAUGCACCAAGAAGGAACCAUUUCACAAGAGGUCUAUUUCUGAGUUAACAUUAAACAAAGUGUCGAGUUUGAUGGGUUCCUACUCGAUAUUCUCUCAACGCGAAGUUGAUCCAAGAGGGACAUUGCCUCGACAUACCAGUGGAAAUGAUCUUAAAACAAGGAGCAUAGAGAGCUCAAAUCUUUCUCCAAAACACAAGAGAAAUGCUUCUGCUGCUCCUAGCAUAUCCUCUGUUUCAGGAAGUAGCAAACGGAGCACAAAUUUAUGUUUUGACGAGAAACUUUUUCUGCAGUCACUUUACAAGGUUUUGGUCUCUGUGUCAGCAACAACUCCGCUAAUAGUAUACCUCAGGGACAUUGAGAAGCUUCUUGAGUCAGAAAGAUUCUACAAGUUGUUCCAAAUGCUCUUGAACAAGCUCUCUGGUCCAGUCUUGAUUCUUGGCUCAAGAGUAUUAGAACCAGAAGAUGAUUGCCAAGAAGUAAGUGAAAGAACUUCCGCUCUGUUUCCUUACAACAUUGAGAUCAGGCCACCAGAGGAUGAGUCUCAGCUCAUGAGCUGGAAAAGUCGUUUAGAAGAUGACAUGAAGAUGAUUCAGUUUCAAGACAAUAAGAACCACAUCGCAGAGGUUCUUGCUGCUAAUGACAUCGAAUGCGAUGACUUAGCUUCCAUAUGCCAUGCUGAUACAAUGUGUUUGAGUAGCCACAUUGAUGAAGUUGUGGUUUCUGCAAUCACUUAUCAUUUGAUACACACCAAAGAACCUGAAUACAGAAACGGAAAGCUUGUUAUAUCUUCCAAAAGCUUGUCUCAUGGACUGAGUAUAUUCCAAGAAGGUGGAAGCAGAUCAUUUGAGCUAGACACAAACACUGACUCUAAGCGUAAAGGAGGAGAAGUGAGUUCAAAGAGUGAGUCUAAACCUGAAUCAUCUGCUCCUGAAAACAAGAAUGAGUUAGACAAAUCACUUCCUGCAAACAAGAAUGAUAAUCCAUCACCUCCAAAAGCGCCUGAGGUUGUUCCUGACAAUGAGUUUGAGAAGCGGAUAAGACCAGAGGUUAUACCAGCAAAUGAGAUUGGUGUGACAUUUGCAGAUAUUGGUUCUUUAGACGAAACAAAAGAUUCACUUCAAGAACUUGUAAUGCUUCCACUUAGAAGACCAGAUCUCUUCAAAGGAGGUCUUCUCAAGCCAUGUAGAGGGAUCCUUCUGUUUGGUCCACCUGGUACUGGGAAAACAAUGCUUGCAAAAGCCAUUGCAAAUGAAGCUGGAGCUAGUUUCAUCAAUGUAUCAAUGUCUACAAUCACUUCUAAAUGGUUUGGAGAAGAUGAGAAGAAUGUGAGAGCUUUGUUUACUUUAGCAGCUAAGGUAUCUCCAACGAUUAUAUUUGUGGAUGAAGUUGAUAGUAUGCUGGGGCAAAGAACAAGAGUUGGAGAGCAUGAAGCUAUGAGGAAGAUCAAGAAUGAGUUUAUGACUCAUUGGGAUGGGUUAAUGACCAAACCUGGUGAAAGGAUUCUGGUUCUUGCAGCUACAAACAGACCCUUUGAUCUUGAUGAAGCUAUCAUCAGGAGGUUUGAGAGGAGAAUAAUGGUGGGACUUCCUUCAGUUGAGAGCAGAGAGAAGAUCUUGAGAACUUUGUUGGCAAAAGAGAAGACAGAUGACCUUGAUUUUCAUGAGCUUGGACAGAUGACAGAAGGUUACAGUGGAAGUGAUCUCAAGAACUUAUGCAUCACAGCUGCUUACAGACCUGUUAGAGAGCUAAUUCAAAAGGAGAGAUUGAAAGAUCAGGAGAGGAAAAAGAGGGAAGAAGCAGGAAAGGGCACGGAAGAAACAAAAGAAGGAGAAGAAGAAGCUACAGAGGAGAAAGAGAUUAUUUUGAGACCUUUGAACAUGGAAGACAUGAGAAAAGCUAAAAACCAGGUAGGGGCAAGUUUUGCAUCAGAAGGAUCUGGAAUGAAUGAGCUGAAGCAAUGGAAUGAUUUGUAUGGAGAAGGAGGCUCAAGGAAAAAGGAACAGCUUACUUACUUCCUCUGAAAACUGUAAACCCCUAAAAUUGUGAAUGUAUGUUUCUUGGUGCACAAGUAUCAAACCGAUCGGUUUGGUCUUUGGCAUAUUCAAAACAGAAAAUCUUGUCUUACUUGUUAGGCUAUUCCAUUUUCAUAUCAAAUAUUUAAGUCCGUCUUCUUCUCUUUCUUCUUUUGGGUUUCUUACAAUUUUUCUCAAAACUGUGAUUUAUUUUCUUUCUAAGUUCAUAUUUAUGUCAUUGUGAGAGUGUAGUUUAUGUAUGUGGUAAACAUAUUUACAUAAAUAUUUGCCUGCUUGGUCUUUG
Molecule: messenger RNA, 2942 nt
Organism: Eruca vesicaria subsp. sativa (arugula)
Lineage: Eukaryota; Viridiplantae; Streptophyta; Magnoliopsida; Brassicales; Brassicaceae
Source: the annotation of a GenBank genome assembly